Molecule: messenger RNA, 2781 nt
Organism: Engraulis encrasicolus (European anchovy)
Lineage: Eukaryota; Metazoa; Chordata; Actinopteri; Clupeiformes; Engraulidae
Gene: nufip1
Product: nuclear FMR1 interacting protein 1
Exons: 10
Coding region: 100-2781 (893 amino acids)
Biological process (GO): box C/D snoRNP assembly
Cellular component (GO): nucleus
Source: RefSeq, a predicted model, not a curated record
AGUGCUGCAGUGGAUACAAACACACGGGAGGUAGACACGUUGUUGCAGUCGUUCAGAAGUUAACACUUUAUCAACGUAUAUAUCAAUUACACGUUCAUUAUGACGAAUCCGGGGAGCUAUCCCUCUCCGGUAUUUGACUGUCCGCCGCAGGCUCCCGUGUUGAAAGCCUCCACGUUUCAGUUUGACUCGUCUUCGGAACCGAGUAAAUUUCAGGCAACACGUGAUUGGAGCUGGUCCGAACGGCAGCCCUCGUAUGCCAAUCCGCCGCAGCACCCACCUGGACCUUGGACCUGGAACCAGAACCCUCACGGAAACUGGCAAGGUGGUAACUGGCACCACCAGAACUACGGACAGAACCGACACCGAGGAGGACAGCAGCAUCACCAUCAUGGGAGACAGGACUUUGGUGGGAAAAAGAAGAACAAGCGCGAGCCGGAGUUCAGCUUCUUCUGUGACACGUGUGACCGCGGCUUCAAGGCCCAGGACAAAUAUGACGAGCACAUGUCACAGCACGUCAAGUGCUCUGUGGCUGACUGCACUUUCACUGCCCAUGAGAAGGUGGUGAGGAUCCACUGGAACAAUAAUCAUGCCCCAGGAACCAAGAGGAUCAAACUGGACACUCCAGAGGAGAUCGCAAAAUGGAGAGAGGAGAGGAAGAGGAACUACCCAACUCUGGCUAACGUGGAGAAGAAGAUGAAAGUGAUGGAGGCGAAGGAGGAGAGAGGAGAAGUCCUGGAGACCGCCCAGUUCGGGCGGAUGAAGGGCAGAGGAAGAGGACGAGGAAGAGGGAGAGGGGGGCGCGGGAGGGGAGGGGGUUUCAGAGGCCGUGGCGGUUGGGGAAGAGACUGCAGUUCCAACUCCAACCACACAGGCGGCGCUGACGAGCCUCAACAGCAGCAGCAGCAGGCAGCAUCUCAGCGCCCCAAAGAAGAGGACCCUCUGGGGGCGUUGGCUAACAGCGAUCCAGACUCUGAUGUAGAGGGGCCAGUUCAGGUGUCGGUGGCCCCCAAGGCUGUGUCCUCAGGCCUGGCUUCCCUGGUGGCCAGCUAUGGAGACAUGACCGACAGCGAGAGCGAACAGGAAGCCGCAGCUCCCAUUCUAAAGACCAGUAAAGCCCUUGAGGAGAAUAAAGCGCUGCUGAACAACAACGGACCCCCCCGGGCCAACGGACCCCCCCACACCUGGGCCCAGAGCCAGAGCUAUCCUGGAGGACCCCCCUCCCAUCCCCGUGGGCCCCCCCAGGGGAGUGCGGGUCCCUGGGCCAAUGGCGGCGCAGGCUCCCCCGGGUUCCAUCCCUCCAGGGGGGGUGGACAGGGACGGGGGCGCGGCAGGAAGAGAGGAGGGAGGGGGGGCAGGGGCGGACACAAUGCCCCCCACCCUCACAGACACACCCUGCUGGAGAUGUUGUUGGCUCCUGAUAUCCGGCAUGAGAGGAACGUGCUGCUGCAGUGCGUUCGCUUCAUCGUGCGGAACGGCUUCUUCGGCCUUGAGACGAAAGAUGGCGGCCACAGCGAGAAGAAAGACGGCGUUGACAACAUCAUGGAUGUGGAUUCAAGAAGCGGGACCGCGAGGAAGCGGAGUGAUGUCACCGGGGCAGGAGAUGACACCAGGUCACCACCGUCGGAGAACUGUGGCAUCAACGGCAGGACUCUGCACGCGUCACAGACGUCAGCUCGUGCGGCACAGAACGGCCAUCUUGGUGACACGAAUCAUCAGCCCAGCCGUCGGAGUGACUCUGCAACGGUUGCCAUGGAGAUCGACGACACGGUGGCCAACGGAACUCCAAUGGAAGAGGAGCGGCCCAUGGUAACAGACAUGGUGACGGCUAGCGCGUCACAGGGGGUGGCAAACACACAGCGCACCGUCAUGGUCUACGACGACGACAUCUGGGAGAUGGAUGAAGUCAGCACCACGGAGGGAAACUCAGAAGAACCGACAAACACGAGCAGAGCAGAGGAACCCGCCAACACAAUCACAGUGGUGGGACCUGCUGACACGAGCAGGGGAGAGGAAGCUGGCAUCACCACGGAGGGAAACAGGAAGGAACUGGUGAGCAUGAGCAGGGAAGAGGAACCGACGACCACCACGAUGGGACCUGCGAGCACGACCACAGUGGAGGAACCGGACAGCACGGACUACACGACAGGACCUGCAAGCACAACUAGUGGAGACAGACCCGGCAGCAGAACCUCAGUGGAGGAACCUGGUAGCACGACCAGAGAACAGGAACCAGGGAACACAAGCAGAGAAGAGGAACGUGGCAGCACAACCAGAGAACAGGAACCUGGGAAUAGGAACACAGUGGAGGGACCUGGGAACACAAGCAGGGAAGAGGAACCCUAUAGCGCAGCCAGACGAGAGGGGCCUAUCAGCACAACCUCAGUGGAGGGACGUGGCAGCACAACCAGAGAACAGGAACCUGAUGGCACAGCCAGGGAAGACCGACCUGAGAGCACCACCAGAGGAGAGGGCCCUACUAUGAGCACAACCUCAGUGGAGGAACCUGUUAGCACGACCACACUGGAGGAACCUGAGCACAACACCAGAGGAGAAGAAUCGGGGAACAAGAACAGGGGAGAGAGACCUGCUGGGGACACCACCAUGACCAGAGAAGCUGGAUCUGAUCAUGGAGCUGUCAGCAGGGAAGGGACGAGAGCAGGAGGAGAGAGCUCAUUGGACGAGAGAGAAGGGAGUGCUGCUGAGAGAGGAACCCAAUUGGAGGAGAUGAGGGGGAGUUCCAAUCUAGACACCCCAUUGGAGGAGAGGAGGGGGUUCUCAUGA